This is a messenger RNA of Brassica napus (rape), 1720 nucleotides long. Its product is annotated as tubulin beta-9 chain. NCBI's taxonomy places the organism in Eukaryota, Viridiplantae, Streptophyta, Magnoliopsida, Brassicales, Brassicaceae. Bases 218 to 1558 code for a protein of 446 amino acids. The record is from RefSeq and is a predicted model, not a curated record. Gene Ontology annotation, cellular component: cytoplasm; microtubule. Gene Ontology annotation, biological process: microtubule cytoskeleton organization; mitotic cell cycle. Gene Ontology annotation, molecular function: GTP binding; GTPase activity; structural constituent of cytoskeleton. The transcript has 3 exons.
UUAUCUAAAGAUAAAAAGAAGUUAAAGGAUCAUACUGUAAAUUAGUAAAACAUUUUUAACCAAAGGGACGUAAACUAUAUAUAUAGCAGAUUACUACCUAUUCAAAAGAAUCCUUUCUAUUUACACCCCUCAAUAAUUCAAAAACCUAAACAGCAGAGAAGAAGCGAGUCGCCAAAAUUUUCCCACAUUUUCUCGAGAAAAAAAAUCAGCUGAGAAAAUGAGAGAGAUCCUUCACAUCCAAGGAGGCCAGUGCGGAAACCAGAUCGGUGCCAAGUUCUGGGAAGUCAUCUGCGGCGAGCACGCCAUCGACCCCACCGGUCAGUACUGCGGCGAAACGGAUCUCCAGCUCGAGAGGAUCAACGUCUACUACAACGAAGCCAGCGGCGGCAAGUACGUCCCACGCGCCGUGCUCAUGGAUCUGGAGCCUGGGACGAUGGAUUCCCUCAGAUCCGGGCCGUUCGGUCAGAUUUUCCGGCCCGAUAACUUCGUGUUUGGGCAGUCCGGCGCCGGGAAUAACUGGGCGAAGGGGCAUUAUACGGAGGGAGCUGAGUUGAUUGAUUCGGUGCUUGAUGUUGUGAGGAAGGAAGCUGAGAAUUGCGAUUGUCUUCAAGGUUUUCAAGUGUGUCAUUCUUUGGGAGGAGGAACUGGCUCUGGGAUGGGAACGCUUCUUAUCUCUAAGAUAAGAGAGGAGUAUCCUGACCGUAUGAUGAUGACCUUUUCGGUUUUCCCUUCUCCUAAAGUCUCAGACACUGUUGUUGAGCCGUACAAUGCUACACUCUCUGUUCACCAGCUUGUUGAGAAUGCUGAUGAAUGUAUGGUUUUGGAUAACGAGGCUCUUUACGAUAUCUGUUUCCGCACCUUGAAGCUCUCUAAUCCUACUUUUGGUGACCUUAACCACCUCAUCUCAGCCACCAUGAGUGGUGUCACAUGCUGUCUCCGUUUCCCUGGUCAACUAAACUCCGACCUUAGGAAACUCGCUGUGAAUCUCAUCCCUUUCCCAAGGCUCCACUUCUUCAUGGUGGGUUUUGCGCCGUUGACGUCAAGAGGGUCUCAACAAUACAGCGCCUUGAGCGUCCCUGAGCUAACCCAGCAGAUGUGGGACGCCAAAAACAUGAUGUGCGCAGCUGACCCUCGUCACGGCCGUUACUUGACAGCUUCUGCCGUCUUCCGUGGGAAGAUGAGCACUAAAGAGGUUGAUGAACAGAUGAUGAAUGUUCAGAACAAGAACUCGUCCUACUUUGUUGAGUGGAUUCCGAACAACGUGAAGUCAAGCGUCUGCGAUAUAGCUCCCACGGGUUUGAAAAUGGCGUCGACUUUCAUAGGGAACUCGACUUCGAUACAGGAAAUGUUCAGGCGUGUGAGUGAGCAGUUCACUGCUAUGUUCAGGAGAAAGGCUUUCCUUCAUUGGUACACAGGAGAAGGAAUGGAUGAGAUGGAGUUCACGGAAGCUGAGAGUAACAUGAACGAUCUUGUGGCAGAGUACCAGCAAUAUCAGGAUGCUACGGUGGGUGAAGAAGAGUACGAAGAGGACGAAGAAGAGUAUGAGGAAGAAGCUUAAGAAGACAUGAUUGAUAACUACUACUAGUACUACUUUUGUAAGGCUUCACCCAAGCAAAAGUCUUUUAUCUUUGUUUUAUGUUUGAAUUUUCUGUCUUUUGUGCUUUGUGUGUUUUGUUAUUGAAUCUAUUCUAAAAAAAGUGAAAAACUAAAAUUUGUUCUA